AAUUUAAAACAUCGAAAAAGUUCUCUGUGCGCCCAAAAACCAAGCACGAGCAUGGAUUUGGACGAACAUAACCCACUUUGAUUUCCCGAAGAAGAAGAAGAACAACAAUAUUAUGUAGGAGUAAGCAUUCUAUUCCAUGGAAUUCCCCAAUCCCUCUAAUCAAAUGGCUUCCUCUUCCAAUCCCACCGCCCCUGUUCGCGGUUCCUUCCACCGUCGAGCCCAUUCCGAGGUCCAUUUCCGGAUUCCCGACGAUCUCGAUCUCGUCUCGGACCCUUUCGAUGGGCCUUCUUCUGGAUUCGGAGAUUUGGGCUUCGACGACGAUCUCUUACGCACCUUAAUGGACAGCGAGAAGAUCGGAUCCAAAAUCGACAAUGGGUCUUCGUCUUCGUCCAAUCCUGAAGCGCCUGGUGGUGCUGCGGCGGAGAAUGUCGAAGGGGAGAAAAUCUCCCGUCUCAGGCACCGCCAUAGCAAUUCUGCUGAUGGGUCUUGCAUUAUGGAGUCUAUUGAGGCUAAGAAGGCCAUGGAUCCUGAUAAGCUUGCUGAGUUGUGGACAAUUGAUCCUAAGCGUGCCAAGAGGAUUUUGGCGAACAGACAGUCUGCUGCUCGGUCAAAAGAGAGGAAAGCUCGCUACAUAAUCGAACUUGAGAGAAAAGUUCAAAGGCUCAAGACCGAAGCAACAACUCUUUCUGCACAGCUCACGUUGUACCAGAGAGAUACGAACGAGCUUUCAACCGAAAACUCAGAGCUCAAACUUCAUUUACAAGCUAUGGAACAGCAAGCACGUUUACGCGACGCUCUAAAUGAAGCUUUGAUAAAGGAAUUCGAACGGUUCAAGAUCGCGACCGGAGAAGUAAUAACACCUACAGAUUCGUAUAACUUCGGUAUGCCUCAAGUUUCAUUUCCCCAAUCUUGCUUUUCACACCAACCACAACCUGGGCAACACAACCUGCCCCAAAUUAAUCCGUUCCAUUCGAGUCUACCGUAUCCGAACCAGUCUCUGUUUGUUGCAUCCCAUCAGCCACAUGCCUUGAUACAAAUUCUUCAACAGGAUCCUAUUAGCCGAUUGCAGGGUCUCGAUUUCGAUAUCAAUAUCGAUAGCAGAGGCACAGAAAUAAAGCCAGAAGGCUCCUCCAUAUCCGUCAGUGAAAGUAGCAGCACAUUUUAACCCAGUAAAAAGACUCAGCAGAAGAGGUUAUUUGUGAUCCUUGUACGAGUGUAUGUAUAUACAGGUAGGUGGGGCUACCAAAAUAAGUAAAUUGUCCACAUUUCAAGCCUCAUGGGGCCCCUUGUGGGUAUGCCAUUAAAGGCCACAUGGUAGGGCUGCAAUCCAACACCCCUUGAAUCUGCAUCUCAGGGAAAAGCUCAUGUGACUCUCAUUUGUGGCUGCUUCUCCUUAGGCCCAUUGUAUUAAUCACCAAUUUUCUCAGACUGUGACGGUUCUAAGAGCGAGUUUGAGAUAACUUCUGACUAACUUUCAAUGUGUUUAUUAUCUAUUCUGGAAGAUCUCAUCUUGGUCGGAGAGUGGAACGAAUCAUUCUUUGUAAGAGCGUGGAAACUUAUUAUGAGUAGACACGUUUUAAAACCGUGAGGCUAACGAACAAUAUGUAACGGGUCAA
Molecule: messenger RNA, 1616 nt
Organism: Cucurbita pepo subsp. pepo (vegetable marrow)
Lineage: Eukaryota; Viridiplantae; Streptophyta; Magnoliopsida; Cucurbitales; Cucurbitaceae
Product: transcription factor RF2b-like
Biological process (GO): regulation of DNA-templated transcription
Cellular component (GO): nucleus
Molecular function (GO): DNA-binding transcription factor activity
Source: RefSeq, a predicted model, not a curated record